UGUCGGCUCAGUCAUGUGAUCAGCUGUGUCCAAUCACAGGGACGUGUGCACUGAUCAUCAUAGCACUGAUAAUCAGUGUGCCCUGAUGAUUAGUGUAGCCCCAGCAGUGCCACCUGUCAGUGUCCAUCAGUGCCAGCUUUCAGUGCUCAUCCAUGCCACCUGCCAGUGCCCAUCAGUGCCACAUCAAUGCCACAUAUCAGUGCCUACCAGUGCACAUCAAUGCCACAUAACAGUGCCCAUCUGAGCUGCCUUUCAGUGUCACCCAUCAGUGGCAGUCAGUGCCACCUAUCAGUGCCAGUCAGUGCCACCUAUCAGUGCCAGUCAGUGCCGCCUAUCAGUGUGCAUCAGUGCCACCUAUCAGUGCCCGUCAGUGCUGCCUAUCAGUGCCGCCUAACAGUGCCAGUCAGUGCUGACUAUUAGUGCCACCUAUCAGUGCCAUAUAUCAGUGCUGACUUUCAGUG
Messenger RNA from Staurois parvus, 461 nucleotides. The record is from the annotation of a GenBank genome assembly. Lineage: Eukaryota; Metazoa; Chordata; Amphibia; Anura; Ranidae.